CUUGUUUGCAAUCAAUGGCCCACAUUUGUGAGAGUAUUUUGUAAUAUAGUAUCUCAUAGAAAAUGUUGAUUCUGAAAGGAAACUAAAGGUUUUCUGACAAAUGUAGUGGGGUGUACUCAUUUAUGCUGAGCACUGUAUAUAUAUGGUGGUGCAGUGGUUAACACUGUUGCCUCACACCUCUGGGACCCAGGUUCGAGUCUCUGCCUGGAUUACAUGUGUGUGGAGUUUGCAUGUUCUCCCCGUGUCCUCGUGGGGUUUCCUCCGGGUACUCCGGUGUACCCCCACAAUCAAAAACAUGCUGAGGCUAAUUGGAGUUACUAAAUUGCCCAUAGGUGUGCAUGUGAGAGUGAAUGGUAUGUGAGUGUGACCUGUGAUGGGCUGGCCCCCCAUCCUAGGUUGUUCCCUGCCUCGUGCCCAUUUUAUUGACAUAAAAGUCUGUUCCUCUAAUUAUAGAAUAAUAUAUAGAAUAAUUAUACAAGAGCUAUAAUUAUUAUGAUGUUAUUAUUUAAUUGUGUGGGCCGUGUUGCUUGAUUACAUUUGACUCUUCGGCACGUGGGACGCUGCCGGUUUGAAAGACGCAGCUUCACUUGUUUUCUGCACCAAGAUGACGAGAAACAAACGAAUUGCAAAAGCUGUCAGCUGGAGCAACGAUCGAUACUGGGCAACUUGGGACAAGUGGAUGGAAGUGAUUGACUGGGAAGAUGAGGAAGAGCUGUGCUCCCCAGCAGAAUCACCCUCUGACCAGGCUGACCGUUCCAUCGUGUCACACACCCGAAAGCCAAUUGCCAAGGCAGUUAGCUGGACGGAUGAUGUGUAUUGGGCAGCCUGGGACAAGUGGGAUGAGAUCAUCUGCUGGGGUGAAGAAGGAGAGUGCUCCCCAGCAACUCCACCCAUCAACCAGCCUGGGAGGGAUAAGGGGUUAGACAUGCAUGGGUUAGAGGUUUUUCUGUUAAAUGAAAGGACAGUCUCCAUAAAGCCUGCAGAUGACCACCAAGACAGGCUGAAAAUAGGAGCCGUAGUGGUCGACCUCUGCCAGUUUGAGCUAGAUGGUGUAAAUGAUAAAUUUGAAAUUGUCGAAAUACAAAUUGGAGAGGUCAAAUUGGAGGAGACUGCAGAGAGGGGUUUUAAUUCAGAAUUUGAAUUGGAAAUUUUGGAUGUGGAGAUAGAGGUUGUAGACAGUGAAUUCCAGCUGAAUGCUCUUAAUUGGGAAAUUGCUGGAACUAAAGUGGACAAAUUAUUAGUGGAACACCUGAACAUAAAUAAUCUAGAAGCAGGCAGUGUGAAGGUGUCCACAUCAAAUGGGAAUGUGGUAUAUGUCAAUGGUAUGUGAGUGUGUUUGGUAAUGAUGGGUGUGAAUGGUGUGUGUAAGUGGUGUGUGUGUGUGUGUGUGUGUAUGAGAAUGGUGAUUGAAUGGUGUGUGUGAGGUAAUGGCGUGUGAGUGAAUGGUGUGUGUGAGUGACAGGUGUGUGAAUGGUGUGUGUGAGGUAAUGGCAUGUGUGAGUGAGUGUGAGUGGUAAUGGCGUGUGUGAGUGAAUGGUGUGUGUGAGUAUAUGGUGUAUGUGAAUGGUCUAUGUGUGUGUGAAUGGGGAGUGAAUGGUGUGUGAGUGACUGGUGUGUGUCUGGUGUUUAUGAAUGGUGUGUGUGAGUGAAUGCUGUGUGAAUGGUGUUUAUGAAUGGUGUGUGUGUGAGUGAAUGCUGUGUGAGUGACUGGUGUGUGAAUGGUGUUUAUGAAUGGUGUGUGAAUGAAUGGUGAGUUUUUGUGUGUGUGUUUGUGUGUGUGUGUGUGUGUGAAUGAUCUGUGUGUGUGAGCCUGCCCUGUGAUGGGUUGGUGUCCCAUCCUGGGUUGUUCCCUGCCUCGUGCCUGUAGCCUCUGGGAUCCAUCUGACCGCCUGUUCCAAAAGGCAAAUUGAUCCCCACAUCCCUGAACAGGAGAAGCGGUUUUAGAAAAUGGAUAAAUGUUCCCAGAGGUGUGAGGCAACAGUGCUAACCACUGUACCAUGCAUAUGUAUAGGAUAUGUAGAAGAAUACCUGUUGCAGUUAUCUGAUGUGUGUGUUUUUCACUCUCCCUGUCGGCCCCUGGAGGUUUGGGCUUCCCCUUUGAGUCUGGUGCCUCCCAAGGUUUCUUCCUUCUAGGGAGUUUUUCCUUGCCACUGUCGCCUAUGGCUUACUCACUGGGGGCUUUGGGUGGGGGUGCUCUAAAGCGCUUUGAGACAAUGUAAUGUUGUGAUAUCGUGCUAUACUUUGUUGUGUAAUUUUCUAUUUACUCAUGCAAAUAAAUAAUUGUUUGAUAACAAAAA
Molecule: messenger RNA, 2297 nt
Organism: Brienomyrus brachyistius
Lineage: Eukaryota; Metazoa; Chordata; Actinopteri; Osteoglossiformes; Mormyridae
Exons: 2
Coding region: 605-1330 (241 amino acids)
Source: RefSeq, a predicted model, not a curated record